CCCUUCCCCUUCCCCUUCUCUGGGAGUGCUGGCCCGUAGCGUACGUCUGGUAAGUCGCAUCCAUUUAUACAAAAAAUCACAAAGAAAACUCAAAACACAUAGCACACCAUGAGUUCAAUUGGAUCUACAAGAAGCAACCGCAGACGCGGAAGGUGGACAAAUUCAACAACAAGAAGAGCAAAAGGUCAGCUACAUCUGGGCCUACAGCUUUUAAUUGAUAUAUUGAUCCCCAUCAUUCUGCA
Amoebophrya sp. A25 is the source of this 242-nucleotide messenger RNA. NCBI's taxonomy places the organism in Eukaryota, Dinophyceae, Syndiniales, Amoebophryaceae. The record is from the annotation of a GenBank genome assembly.